This is a messenger RNA of Saccostrea echinata, 1519 nucleotides long. RefSeq names its product malate dehydrogenase, cytoplasmic-like. Gene Ontology annotation, molecular function: L-malate dehydrogenase (NAD+) activity. Bases 111 to 1112 code for a protein of 333 amino acids. Gene Ontology annotation, cellular component: mitochondrion; cytosol. The transcript has 8 exons. Lineage: Eukaryota; Metazoa; Mollusca; Bivalvia; Ostreida; Ostreidae. The record is from RefSeq and is a predicted model, not a curated record. Gene Ontology annotation, biological process: oxaloacetate metabolic process; malate metabolic process; tricarboxylic acid cycle.
CUUCUUCCGGAAUUGUACAUUGUGAUCAUACCGGUUUCAACAAUAAUUCUGACCUUGAACUUUCAUCUCUUCUCGUGGGCUACGGAAAAAGAAACCGGUAAACACACAGAAUGGCUGAACCCCUGAGAGUCCUCGUUACCGGAGCUGCUGGUCAGAUUGCCUAUUCCCUCCUUUACUCAGUAGCCAGGGGAGAUGUCUUUGGCAAGGACCAGCCAAUCAUUUUGGUUCUGCUUGAUAUUGCUCCCAUGAUGGAGGUACUGAAUGGUGUCGUCAUGGAGCUGAUGGACUGUUCUCUCCCUCUUCUCGCACAGGUGAUCCCCUCCUGUGAUGAGAAGGAGGCAUUUAAGGACGUAGAUGUGGCUAUGUUGGUGGGGGCCAUGCCUCGCCGAGAGGGAAUGGAGAGGAAGGACCUCCUGGCUGCCAAUGUUAAGAUCUUUAAGUCUCAGGGCCAGGCCAUUGAUAAAGUGGCCAAGAAGAAUAUCAAGGUGGUGGUGGUAGGAAAUCCAGCCAACACCAAUGCUUACAUCUGUAAGAAGUAUGCCCCCUCCAUCCCUCCCCAGAACUUCACUGCCCUAACAAGGCUGGACCAAAACAGGGCUCAGGCACAGGUGGCGGCCCGUUUAGGGGUCCCUAACAGUGCUGUACGUAAUUGUGUGAUUUGGGGGAACCAUUCCUCCACUCAGUAUCCAGAUCUGACCUACGCCGUUGUCAACAUAAAGGGGGAGGAAGUCAAGGCUCGCGAGGCCAUCAAGGAUGAUAACUGGGUCAAGAACGAGUUUGUCAAGACAGUCCAACAGAGAGGAGCCGCUGUGAUCAAAGCCAGGAAGUUAUCCAGCGCAAUGUCUGCCGCUAAAGCUAUCGUGGACCAUGUACAUGACUGGUGGUUUGGAGUUCCUGAGGGUAAUAUGGUGUCUAUGGCUGUUCCCUCUGAUGGUUCCUAUGGCAUUGAGGAGGGGUUGAUCUACAGCUUCCCCGUCCGUACUAAACCUGACCACACUUACGAGAUUAUCAAGGACUUGCCAAUUGACGAUUUCUCCCGAGAGAAGAUGGACAUCACCAUGAAGGAGUUGGUGGAUGAGAAAAACAUGGCAAUGGCUGCCUGUCAGGAUUGACCACCCGCCAGACUCUAACCCCCCGUGUGUUUCUAGUGGUGACAGAUAAUUAUUAGUAAUAAGUAUAUGUGGAUGUUCCUAGAACACACUGUGACUUGUUGUAGCUGCUUUUUUGUUCCAUGCCAGCUUUACUAAUAAACCUCUUGUAUAGCCCAGCCUCCAUACUUCAUGGUCAAUGACAACUCUUUGUAUAAAUAAUAGACAUAUAAAAAGUUUGAUGUGUUUUUAGUGGGACUUCUGUUUGGCAGCUUUUUCUUUUUUGAAUAAAGAUGUAUAAUGAUUUAUUGGAGAACAGAGAAUGUGUAAUUAUAUGAUUUUACUUAUACUGGGAAGUGCCAUUGCUAAUCAUCAGAUUAGGAAGAUAUUCAAUUAAAUGCACCAUUAAUAAAAAAGGCUCUGUGUUCAAA